Messenger RNA from Acanthopagrus latus (yellowfin seabream), 2213 nucleotides. It is a transcript of the gene rxylt1, whose product is annotated as ribitol xylosyltransferase 1. Gene Ontology annotation, molecular function: ribitol beta-1,4-xylosyltransferase activity. Bases 95 to 1420 code for a protein of 441 amino acids. NCBI's taxonomy places the organism in Eukaryota, Metazoa, Chordata, Actinopteri, Spariformes, Sparidae. Gene Ontology annotation, cellular component: Golgi apparatus. The record is from RefSeq and is a predicted model, not a curated record. Gene Ontology annotation, biological process: protein O-linked glycosylation via mannose. The transcript has 6 exons.
CAGGGGUCCUCGUGAUGUAAACAAGGGUCCUCUCACAAAAUCUGGAGACGAGCUGCACAAUGGUAACCUGAGAGAAAAAAAAAGGAAAGAAAAAAUGAAAAUACCCAAAAGAAAGCUAUUUCUUUUAAUUAUUUUUGCGUAUGUGGCAUUUUCACUCUACGCUGCAUACAAUGUUUUCUUCAGCACCAAAGUAAUAUCCCGUGUUCACAGGGUAGUGAAGAAAGAGACCGGAGCACCCUCGGGUGGUGUGAGAGAUGGCGGUGCUGCUCCAUUUUUAGCCGAGGAUUGGAAUCCGUGGGAGGAUGAGCAAGUGGAGUACAACUCUGCCCUGAACAAAAAGAGAGAGGCUUUCAAACAGCACCUGUCUCGAAUUGACAAGAAUAAACCCAAAAGAUACAAGGUCCAAAUCUGGGGUAAAGCUGCCAUAGGGCUUUACCUUUGGGAACAUAUUUUAGAGGGACCCCUUAAUCCGACUGACAAGGUUGCACAAUGGAGGGAGGGAGAGCUGCAGUCAGGAAAGAUUGAUUUCAGCUUCUAUACAGGUCCUGCUGUGGUCCAGGGUCACGUCCCUCAGGACAUGAACAGUCUGAUUCUGGUUCUGAAUGGCCGGGAGCAGCAGAAGGUGUCUUACUCCACACGGUGGCUUGAACAUGUUCAAGCUAUGGUGCAGUCCCACACAGUGUCACAUGUGGCAGUGGUUCUGCUGGGCAAUGAGCAUUGCAACAACAACUGGAUAAGCCCGUACUUGAAGAGAAACGGUGGCUUUGUGGAUCUGAUGUUUCUGGUGUACGACAGCCCGUGGGUCAACGACAAGGAUGUCUUCCAGUGGCCUCUUGGUGUUGCCACAUACAGGCAGUUUCCUAUGAUCAGGCCCAAUGCCCAGCUUAUCACCUCCAACAGACCAUACCUCUGCAAUUUCCUAGGAACUGUUUACAAAAAUUCCUCCAGAGAAACGCUCAUGCAGGUGCUGAAACAAUCUGGCCUGGAUAAGGAAUGCAUCACUGCCGCCAGGGAUAAGUGGCUCCCUCAGGAGACAUCAGAUAGUCUGAGACGCUAUCAGACAGCUUUAGCCCAGAGCGAGCUCACUCUCUGCCCUGUCGGGAUCAACACGGAGUGUUAUCGCAUCUACGAGGCCUGCUCUUACGGUUCAGUGCCCGUGGUGGAGGACGUACUGACACCUGGGACCUGUGCGGCCGGGCCCAGCUCCCCACUGCGUCUGCUCAAAGCUGCAGGUGCGCCCUUCAUCUUCAUCAGCGACUGGAAAGAACUGCCGGCCAUUUUGGAGAGGGAGAGAGGAAUGAGCCAGGAGCAGAGGGUGGACAGGAGGAGGAGGCUGCUGGAGUGGUACGCCAGCUUCCGUCAGCAGAUGAAGGAGAGGUUCACAGAGGUCAUCGAGGAGACUUUCUUCAAAAGCGGCUGACCGCGGUGCUUCAGUAACAAAACUUUAAAAGAUUAACAGGGGUAGAUGUUCAAUAUUGAUUUUAUUUAUUUUGUGGUUUGUGGAGAAAUGUGACACACUACUGGUGAAGUGAACAUGAUUAUGUUCAGUGUAAUAUUCUUUGUGCAGGUUAUUAUAAAACAGAUUGUAUGUUUAGUAAAGCAUUAAAGCUGCCAUUAAUAAUUAAUUGAUAUUUAUCAUCUUAAUGUUUACAAUGGUGGAAAGUCCAGGUUUUGUAGAAAUAAUAAAUUGCCUUUGCAUUUUAAACUGUUCACAUUAUUUCCACUGUGUUUUAUAUCUUUGUUUGUAUGCUAUUAGUAUUGUGAUUUUUUAACCCUAAACACUAGGUGUAGAAUGCGACAAUAAUGUGAUAUAGGCCUUGUUUGAAAGUGGAACAUAGAGCUGUUUUGUAUUGUGAGCAGCUUCAAAAUGGAUGUUGUUGCUUUGGCAUGAGUUGCUUUUCUGUUCAAAACAUAACAACUGGUGCCCCGGUGGCUCACUUGGCGGAGCAGUGCCCCGUAUGCAGCGGCUGUUUCAUCGGGUUCGAGUCUGACCUGUCGCCCUUUGCUGCAUGUCACCCCCCCCCCCAUCCCAUUUCUUGUCAUCUUUCUCCUUAGCUGUACUCUCUAAUGAAGGCAUGAAAAGACCCCAAAACAUAAAUUAAAAAUACAACAACUUAACUAGAAAAACAUCUAUUCUUUGUUAUAUUUAUUUAUGUGCAGUGCUGCAUGGAUUUUGUAAGAAAGUGCAAUAAAAUAAACUGAAGAGAAGUUAA